AUGGCCGAAGAUGGACAGUCUCCUGCGAUGUUGGCACCCCCCAAGGUGACUGCGUUGAAAGAAGAGGCAGCUCACGAGGGUCAAGACAGAGGGCAGAUGCUGCGUACUAUCAGUAUGGACAUCCGAGAAGAGCGUGAGGAUCUGAAGCGGGCCGCCGAACAGUCAUUGAACGCUAUACUGGAGCUGGGCCUUGAUGGCAAGGUCAAGUGGGCCAGCCCUUCAUGGACGGAUCUUACUGGAGGAGCAACAAAGGAUGUCAUCGGCAAAGAUAUAUCGGAAGUCAUUGUGGGCAAUGUCAAUGUGUUCGCGGAAUGCGUGGAAGCUAUACGGCAGGAUGAUUCCAAAAGCCGCAUCAUCCGAUUCUCUGUUCUUGAUCGGUCGGCUGCGGAAACCGCUGCUUUUGGAUCCGCAGAGGAGAAGACACCGGUCGAAGCGAAGGCUGGUCACAAGGGCUGGCCACAGUCGGAGCAGUCUGGCCAGGAUGGAAGGGGUUCCGAAAAACAGGAGACGGGAGAGCCGCAUCAAGGACAGGAGCAGGAGCAUGAGCAGGAUCAAGAGCAGUCUCAACCACAGCAGAAUGAGGAGAGAAUCGACUUAGAGGCUCAAGGCAUUAUGGUCUACGAUCGCGACACAGGAGAAGAAAGCCAUACCAUGUGGAUGAUCAAGCCGGCUGUGUCGCGUGAAGUUACGAUUGACCUUCCGGACAUGCUGGUGGAAUCGCUUGGAAUUGGUGCCGAGAUGCUUGCCAACUACCUCACGCUGCUGACCGAUGUAGGCGUGCACGAUCCUGGAUCACAUCCCCCGCCCCUGCCCGUUCUCUGUCGGAUUUGCGAACGCCAAAUCACUCCCUGGUGGUUUGAAAAGCACACUGAGCUUUGUGCGCAAGAUCAUCGGGCGGAGAUGGACGUGCAAAUGGCUCAAGAUGCUCUCAACGAACAGCGUUCGGCUCUGGUCAAGGUUCUGGACGCACUGGAAGCACAGCAACGAUUUGCGAAGCCGUCAUCGAGCUCUGGGAGCGAUACUGGAUCACCAACACCGCCACCGCGAGCGGAAUACAAGGGCAUGCCAAUAGGAUCACACUCCAAUCCAUCGUCUAAUCCAUCCUCUGGCCGAGCUUCACCAGCCGCGAACGCGCCCAGAUCACGUGACUCAUCCGCCAGCGGCUUGAGCCAUCACAGAGCUCGCUCCUUCGCUGUCAGACGUCCACUAUCCAGAAUUGUAGAGCUGGUUCUGGAUCUUUGUGAUACUGCCAUGGAGAUCAGCACACCAUCCGUCAAGGACAGCAAAGUCUCUGCUCCCGGCGAAAUCAGAACGCAGUCACCACAGUCUGAGAGCCGCAUUUCGCAGGUUUUGGGCUGGCAAUCACCAAGCACGACUACCAUCGAGAACGAGCAGGGCCUGGCGAGUCUUUGCGACGACACCUUCCAGAUGGCUAGGUCAAAGAUUGAGGCUAUUUUCCGCCACCGACGCAUCCUGGAGUACUCUGAGCGCAUCCGUAUGGAGUACGAGCUUCUGGUGUCGGAGUGUAUCGAAGCCGCUAUCGACAAAGCAGCACGGAUCAAGUCCGGCGAGCUCAGCGACUCUGGCGAAGAUUCUUCGUGUGAGACACCAGAGCAAGAGGCUCCAGCUCAGGAGGAGACGGUGUCAGCUCCUUCUGAUGAACUUCACAUUGAAGACUCCAUCGGCUCGCCACAGCGUCGGCUGUCAGCUCUCCCCUCCUCCAUGGCAAUGGCGCUGCGAAAUGGGUCCGAUGUGGCACUGGAUCGUCGUACCUCGUCUGCCGGCUCUUCUAGAGCUAGCAGUCCGCGCGGUGCUGCAACGCCAAAGUCGCAUGGCGCCAUGUCUGAGCAGUUUGCGUUCCAAAAGCGCCAUUCUAUUGCGUUCGAAAGCGACACCGGUGCCGACAGCGACAGCAGCAUGCAUUCCUCAGUCGCCUCCGUCGGACACAGGAGAGUCGAUUCCCCAAGCGGCGAGACUUCUCUCAGCCGUGUGGCCAGUCAUCGUUCACGUGAGAGAAAGCGACAAAGCCUUGUCCUUCCUAGCUUGGUUGGUUCAUCCUCCGGUCGUCACCAGUCACCCGCUCGCGGUUCUCAACCACCACAUUCGCCUCUGCGCAUGACGAAGCCUAGACUGCCUAGUCAAGCUGACAGCGUGCCUUCUCCAAUAACAUCGCCUGUUUUAUCGCACAGUGAGUUCCCAUCACCGGUGGUUCGAGCGCAGCACAAGCAUCAUCAUCGCCGUCAGUCGUCGGCAGCACUGGCUGAAGCAAUGGGUCGACCUGCCUCGCCGCGUCUCCACGCCACGGUGAGCGUUACUCAGCCAAGGGCCGCUCAGACGUCCAUCAAAGACUUCGAGAUCAUCAAGCCGAUCAGUCGAGGUGCGUUCGGAAGUGUAUACCUGGGGAAGAAGAGGUCCACUGGUGACUACUACGCGGUCAAGGCUUUGAGGAAGGCAGACAUGGUGGCCAAGAAUCAAGUUACAAACGUCAAGGCGGAACGAGCCAUCAUGAUGUGGCAAGGAGAAAGUGACUUUGUCGCUAAGCUAUACUGGACUUUCUCGAGCAAGGACUAUCUCUACCUGGUCAUGGAGUACCUCAACGGGGGAGACUGCGCGUCUCUUAUCAAGGUGCUUGGCGCGUUGCCAGAAGAUUGGACGAAGAAGUACAUCGGCGAAGUUGUGCUGGGCGUCCAGCAUUUGCAUAGCCGGCAGAUCGUUCACCGUGACCUGAAGCCGGACAAUCUGCUCAUCGACGCGAAGGGCCACUUGAAGCUGACGGACUUCGGUCUCUCACGCAUGGGUCUCAUCGGCAGACAAAAGCGCGCAAUCAACGCACAGCCAGAGGACGCCCCACCCGAUUUGCUCAAGACAGGCCCUUUUAGGAGAGAGCCUUCUGUCGCAUCAUCAAGGACCUCUUCUUUCGACUUCCAUGGCAAUAACCAGUCUCCUGCCCAUACGCCUGCGAUGGUUCCAGCGUGGACCAAUGAGCUCAAUCAGCCCUCCUAUUUCAAUCUCAACCGGGAGAGCUCGGCUUCGCGAGAGCCUUCGCGUCGAACCUCAGGGUACCGCAGUGACAGUGGCGAUAGCGAAGCUCUGGCUGCGGCUAUGUUCAGAAGAUUCUCCAUCGCAGACAGCCGGACACCGAUCGAAGAGGAAAACGCAGACGAAGAAGGCGGCGAGUCUCCAGACCCAUACGCGCUUCAUCCGGUCCAGAGCAACUCGAGUGCGCCCAAAGUAGGAACACCACCUCAGACUUCAGCAAUGCCUCCACCUAUCAUGUCGCUGUUCGAUCCCGAGGACAGCAAUCGCCGGUUUGUAGGUACGCCUGACUACCUUGCACCCGAGACCAUUGCCGGCCAUGGACAAGACGAGAUGAGUGAUUGGUGGUCGCUUGGAUGCAUCCUGUUUGAAUGUCUGUACGGGCAGCCGCCUUUCAAUGCAGACACGCCAGAAGAAGUCUUCCAGCACAUUUUGGCCCGCAAUAUCCACUGGCCCGCCGACGAUGACGAUGAGUUUGAGGUCUCGGACGAAGCCAAGGAUCUCAUCAACAAACUGAUUUGUCUCGAUCCCAAGGAGCGCCUCGGCUCGAACAAGGAAGAGAAGUACGCAGAUGGAGGCGAAGAGAUUAAGGCACAUCCUUGGUUCCGUGACAUGAACUGGGAGACGCUGCGCGAGGACGAAGCAUCCUUCAUUCCUGUCAGCGAGAACCCAGAGGACACCGAGUAUUUCGACGCACGAGGCGCAACGAUGCAAAACUUUGCGCACGAAUUUGAGGACCAGCAGUCGUCCCCAGGCGUGACACCAGGCGCUGACUAUCCGGAGCGGCCACACGAUGCGUUGUCUCGGGUUAGGAGCCAGGUCAACUCCGUCAAGCGUGGGCUCAUGCCGUUGCACAUACCGCCGCACGUUCGCGAUUCGCGCUCACGCCGGCUGAGUGAGCCUGUUGUCGCUGACGACUUCGGCAACUUCCAGUUCAAGAACCUGCCUGUGCUCGAGAAGGCAAACAAGGAUGUCAUUCAGAAGCUGCGCAGCGAGACGAUGCAGGCUCAAGCCAAGACUGCUCAAGGCGGUGGCGCUUCGUCUUCUGCGGUCUCGCCAUCACCGGGACCUUCUCUGGAGUCAAGCCCGGUCUUGCCAAUGCCUCUCAAGCGGGCCUUGUCCCAGACUCGUGGGCACAAUCGCCCGCAGUCACCUUCGCUCCUCAGCCAGGCAGAGUCGUCGCCCAGCAGAGGUUCACAUCCAUCUUCGCCGCUGCUCGUGUCGUUCAGCGCAGGCCAGAGCCACGAGAGACGUAAGACUUCGAGUGGAUCAUCCAGUCUAUCGCAGCAGACGAGCAAUCCUUCGCAGCAUUCGAACUCACUGCAACCUGGCAACUUCUUCGAACAAGGGCCACGACUUUCUAUGUCCUUCAAGACUCCCUCCAAUACACCAUCACCGAUCAAGGGCGCCAAGCCGGGCUCUGUACAUCUACCACUUGCACAACAAGACAAACCUGCCGUGCCUCAGCGGCAAAGCAAUGCUACUUCUCCACGGCAGAGGUCUCACACGGUCGGCUCUCAGGAAGGCGACCUGGUGCCUGAACUCGUGCCUACGCAUUACAAGCGGAGAAGCGGGGUGUUCGACAUUUCACCAUCGUCCUCUGACACUGAGGAGACACGGCAGAAGGCUUUGUUGCGGGUCCAACGGCGGCGGGCCAGCUCGAGAAGGCUGUCGCAAGUCAGCUUGGCGGAUGGCCCAAGUUUCCGGACGCUGGACGUACUCGUGUGUGAAGACCAUCCAGUGUCGCGGUUGGUCAUGGAGAGACUUCUGGAGAAGUUGCGCUGUCGCACGAUCUCUGUCAACAAUGGCUCGGAGGCCAUGCGGUAUGCUAUGAGUGAGGUCAAAUUCGACAUCAUCAUGAUGGAGUUCAAGCUGCCGCAGGUCAAUGGCGCCGACGUCGCACGCAUGAUCCGCGAUACCAAGAAUGCGAAUUCUCAUACGCCGAUUGUUGCGGUCACUGGCUAUCUGAAAGAGCUGCAAGCACCGCACCACUUUGACGCUCUAGUCGAGAAGCCGCCCACGAAGGAGAAGCUGGAACAAGUCAUUGGCCGUCUCUGCCAGUGGAAGACGGCUCCGGAAGGCUGGAAGCCAAGCAUGCCGCAGCCAAUACCUCAGUCGAGCCUGCGACAGGAGUCCAUGCCAACAGAUGACAGCCCGACUACCACCGCAUCGUCCGGCUUUGGCAGCUUCGGUCCUGCACUAUCCAGCAGCUACGUCGGUUCAAGUCGAGGUGAUUCCAUUGGGUCAAGCCAACUUAGCUCGCUUGGGGAGUCUGAUGGCCACUUUGACAGCAUUCCUGUGAUCAUUAGCCGUCAGGCCACGAAUGACACUUUCGAUACGGCAGACCUUGAGCGUAAUUUUGGCGGCCUUGGUAUCUCUCACUCUGUUACCGAAGAGCCCAAGUCUGACAGGAACAUGCCGCACGCGCCUGGCCUGGUCACACAAGCAUCCGCUCCUGCUACUUUGAACACACCAGACCAUCCUUCUGUGCGCAAACAGCCUUCUAUGGAGGCCAUUGAAGCGAAGCGCCGUUCACUGGAGAAGAUCCGCAACGAGUCUGCAGCCGAAUCUGGCGACGAUGAAGACGAAGAGCUCGGCAACUCUCAAGCACGAACUCGCUCACCAAAGCGCCACGUCAAACGGACCUCGAAGCUGGGCACAGAGAUGAUGCGCACCAACAGCCAAGGGAGCGUCAUCUCCGCUGAAGACGUAGCGGGCAGUGUUCGGGAAGUAGCAGUCCACGAGCCUCGCAGCGAAUCCCUCGACGCCAUGACCAUCAUCGAAGAGCCAGCCGCCGAAGUCGAAGCAACAGGCCACCUCACCCCUCCUACCAUGUUCCCUCCUCAGCCAGGCGACCACACUGAGAACUUCGACAUGGACUCCGCGCAACUCGAUCCGAACGCUACGCCCAAGCCACAGCACGGCGGCGAACUGCCGGAUCCAGAUCCCACUCCGCGAGCGUCUACGUCGCCUCAGCACCAGGAUUGA
This is a messenger RNA of Saxophila tyrrhenica, 6024 nucleotides long. RefSeq names its product rim15, signal transduction response regulator (gene RIM15). Gene Ontology annotation, biological process: peptidyl-serine phosphorylation; phosphorelay signal transduction system. Gene Ontology annotation, molecular function: ATP binding; protein serine/threonine kinase activity. Gene Ontology annotation, cellular component: cytoplasm; nucleus. Bases 1 to 6024 code for a protein of 2007 amino acids. NCBI's taxonomy places the organism in Eukaryota, Fungi, Ascomycota, Dothideomycetes, Mycosphaerellales, Extremaceae. The transcript has a single exon. The record is from RefSeq and is a predicted model, not a curated record.